Messenger RNA from Seriola dumerili (greater amberjack), 969 nucleotides. RefSeq names its product major histocompatibility complex class I-related gene protein-like. Gene Ontology annotation, cellular component: external side of plasma membrane. The transcript has 5 exons. Gene Ontology annotation, biological process: immune response. The record is from RefSeq and is a predicted model, not a curated record. NCBI's taxonomy places the organism in Eukaryota, Metazoa, Chordata, Actinopteri, Carangiformes, Carangidae. The coding region runs from base 1 to 969 and encodes 322 amino acids.
AUGAAGACUUUAUUUCUGUUGCUCCUCUUCUGUCACGUUGUAUCUCCAGUGACUCACUCCCUGCACUUUCUCCACACUGGCGUGUUUGGAGACCAAAAAUGGCCGGAGUUUGUCGGCGUUACGAUGGUUGAUGGAGUUGAGGUGAUUUACUGCGACAGCAACAUCAGUCGAGCUGAACCCAAACAGGACUGGAUGACAAAAGCCCUGGAGCAUGAUCCAAACCACAUGGACUGGUUCACCGAUGAGUGUCACGCUGGUCACCGCUCCUUCAACGCCAUGAUGAAGACUCUGAUGCAGAGGUUCGACCAAACUGGAGGUGUCCACAUUUACCAGAGGAUGUUUGGCUGUGAAUUGGACGAUGAGACUGAAGAAGUUAAUGGUUAUAAUCAGUUCGGUUAUGAUGGAGAAGAUUUCAUAGUAUUUGAUGUAAAGACAGAGACGUGGAUCGCUCCAACACCACAGGCUGUCGAUACUAAACAGGAGUGGGACACUGACAAAGCUGCGUUAGCUCACAUUAAGAACCUCCUCACCCAGCUCUGUCCUGAAAGGCUGAAGAUGUUCGUGAACUCUGGGAAGAGCUCUCUGCUGAGAACAGAGCUUCCCUCAGUGUCUCUCCUCCAGAAGACUCCCUCCUCUCCAGUCAGCUGCCACGCUACAGGUUUCUACCCUCACAGAGCUGUGAUGUUCUGGAGGAAAGAUGGAGAGGAGCUUCAUGAGGACGUGGACCAAGGAGAGAUCCUCCCCAACCAUGAUGAAACCUUCCAGAUGAGAGUUGAUCUUUCAUCAGUCACACCUGAAGACUGGAGGAGGUACGACUGUGUGUUUCAGCUCUCUGGAGUGAAGGAGGACGUCGUCACCAGACUGGACAAAGCAGAGAUCAGGACCAAUGAAACAGCAACAACAAUAUUGAAUAUCACAAUAUUUACUGGCAUAUGCAAUGUUUUUCAUAAUAUUGAGAGAAGAAAAUGA